Messenger RNA from Lolium perenne, 1516 nucleotides. Its product is annotated as BTB/POZ and MATH domain-containing protein 1-like. Lineage: Eukaryota; Viridiplantae; Streptophyta; Magnoliopsida; Poales; Poaceae. Gene Ontology annotation, molecular function: protein binding. The record is from RefSeq and is a predicted model, not a curated record. Gene Ontology annotation, biological process: protein ubiquitination.
CCUUCUGCCUUUCCGUAUUUGGCCUCGUCGAUCUCCCAAUUCCCCAUUCCAGCCUGCAGCUCUGCGCUAAAACCCUACACGGCCACUACCAAUCAGGCCUCGCCGGAGCUCCCUCCCUUCCCUCGCCGCAAGGCUAGGCCCGCCAUGUCGCCCGCCGCCACGGCCUCCGCCUCCGCGAUCAUCGCCGAGACGGCGAGCGGGUACCACCACCUCAAGAUCCACGGCUACUCAAGCCUCACGGCCCUCCCCGUCGGUCAUCGCCUCAGCUCCUGCCCUUUCACCGUCGGGGGCCAUCUCUGGAGGAUCGACUACUACCCCAACGGCGACCGCGAGGACAGCGCGGGCCACAUCUCCGUCUACCUCGUCCUCCACGACAACGUCACCAACAAUGUCACGGCGCAGUUCCGAUUUGGUUUCGAGCCCAGCAAGAAGCGCGCGCUCUUCUUCCUCAACAACAACCACAACAAGGUCAAGCCACCGCCGCCCGCAACACCUUCGUACAGCUUCGCCAGCCAGGGUGCUCUGGGCUACCCAAAGUUCGUGCAGCUCGGCGCCUUGGAGAAUUCCAAGUUUCUCAAGAACGAUUCCUUCACGAUCAGGUGCGACGUCGUCGUCAUCGACAGGGUCCGCGUCGAGGGCAAGGGGAGCGCCGACAAAAAAGAAAUUCCCGAGUUCGUCAAGGUGCCCCCGCCCGACCUGAGCCGCCACCUCGCCGGCCUCCUCCUCGCCGAAAGGGGCGCCGACGUGGUGUUCGAGGCCGGCGGCGAGACCUUCGCCGCGCACCGCUGCGUGCUCGCGGCCCGGUCGCCGGUCUUCAGCGCGGAGCUCUUCGGCUCGAUGAAGGAGGGCAACACCGCCAACGGACUCGGCUCGGUCGUCCGCGUACACGAUAUGGAGGCGCAGGUCUUCAAGGCCUUGCUCUGUUUCGUGUACACCGACUCGUUGCCGGAGAUGGAAAAGGAAGAGGAAGAUGUCAUGUGCCAGCACCUGCUUGUCGCGGCUGACAAGUACGCCAUGGAGAGGAUGAAGCUGGUUUGUGAAGACAGGCUGUGCAAGUACAUCCAUGUCAACACCGUGGCCAACAUCCUGGCAUUAGCUCAGAUGCACAGCUGCGCUGGGCUCAAGAGUGCGUGCGUCCAUUUUCUCACCUCUCCAGGGAAUCUCAGGGCAGCCAUGGACAGCGAUGGCUUCCACCAUCUUACCACAACCUGCCCCUCGCUCCUCAAAGAGCUCAUCACCAUGUCAGUUCCAAACUAGUGUGCAGCACCAUGGUGCUAUCCUCAUGGUAUAUAUAUGAGUAUAUGACUACUAUAUAUCUAAUUAUCUAUACUAAAUCUCCAAGGAGUCAUCAGACAUUACUUUUACUUUCCGUCGCCAUCAUUGCAUAUGCGCAAUCUUGCCAAGAAUCAGGAACGAUACUCUUCAUGUUACAGUUUGCUGGUUUAAACUCUACUAUUAGACCUGCAAUUUAUCUGUCUCAUGAGUAAUGCAAAGCACCUGUGCCUCAACUGUUUCA